UAUAAAUCCUUCAAUAACUAUAAAACAUUUUGAUAUACAGCACUUUAAGUAGAAAAUAUUCUAAUAAAAUGUUUAUUUAAAAUGAAUUCUCUAAUAUUUUACACAUUCUUUAUGUGGCAACUUUUUAACGGAAUCUUGUCAAUAUCCGAGAAGGAUAGAAUAAAACAAUGUCCUUUUAGGGAAACGGUAAAUCUAAAAAAUCAACAUAAAUUUGUAAAUGGUUCAGUUUUAUAUCAGGGUAUAAUAGUACCACCCGAAAAUCAAACUCUCUACGAUGCUGUAUAUUUUAUGGGUAACAAGAAAUCGGUGCCAUUGCAUUUAAGAGGUUGUAUUAGAGAGAGUCAAGCUUGGAUUAGUUUAUGUUGUGGACUCGAUGAGUACUAUGAUGAUGGAAGGAGAAAAUGCGACAAAUUGAAGUCUAAUAUAAAUAUAACUAGUGAAAUAAAUUCGCUUAUAAAGGCGAAUAUAUUUAAACAUUUUAAAGCUCAAGAAUUCUAUGAGUGCUGGGAGUCAACUGUACUACAACAAAUUCCUGACAAUUGGAAAUUUUUUGAGCAAGGAAUCUUAACACAAAAUAAAUAUAUGUUUCAUGGUGAAUUUUGUUUUUCACCACAUUUGAUGUCGAAUAAUUCUUAUAUAUUAAAACCCUUCACUUGUCGCAUGGAUGAUGAUUUCAGCAAAAUACUUUUUAAUCAAUAUAAUUUGAAUACAUCGUUAUUAUUUUUAAUUCCCACCAUAUUGAUGAAUUACCUGUUCAAGCAAUUGCGAAUAGAGCUGGCCGAUAAACUAUGUUUCUAUUAUAUUACUUCAAUGACAUUGGGCAAUGCAAUUUUUAGUAUACUUAAUAUUGUAUUUAAAAUGAAGGGCAAUGUUAUAGUGUUUGUAAUCUUGGGUUUUGUGGCUUAUUCUUGUCAUAUAGUGGCCCUUUUAUGGCUAAGUGUUUUGUGUUACGAUAUUUGGCUGGAAGAAAAGAAUCCUAAACAAUUGACUAUAUAUUCGUUAUAUGUUGGCUUUAGUGCUUGUCUAGCAAUGGUUUUCUUUAUUACCGUUAAAUUACCCUGGGUGCGUGAUAAUAUUUAUAAACACACUAUUGAUGAAAUAUGUUUAUGGAAUGCUGAUAAAUGGUCUGCAUUACAAUUUUACGGUUUAACUCUUUUAAUUUUAAUCUUAACCUUUCUUAAGUUUGCUCACUCGGCAUUUAUGAUUUACGAAAUACGUAACGAUGAGGAAAAAUUUAAAAUUAAUCGGCAUUUGUUUAAACAAAACGCUAUUUUCAUUUCCCGUUUAUUUCUUGUAUUGGGCGUUCCUUGGUUUGUUCACAUUCUGUCUUAUUACACUGUGGAUAGUAAUGAUUUUAGUUUUGUUUUUUUACUGGUAAAUUUUGGUGAUGGAAUUCAAGGCAUUUUGAUUUUCGUAUUAUUCGUGUGGAGAAAUGAAAUUUGGAUUUAUUUUAAACAAAAGUUAACCUGUAAAGUUAGAACACCGCAAGAGGAUUGCAUACCACCAGCUUGGAUGACGGAAGUCACGGGACAAAAUCCAUAAUAGUUUUAUCAUACAGUUUGAUUACAAUGAACUUCAAAACAAUUUUUGUUUAAGUGUUGUUCUAUUUAACUCCCUGGCCUGGAGAUUUCCAUAUUGGUUUAAAGUGUUAUUAAAUUAUUGUAAAUUAUUUAUAUAUAAAAAAAAACAAGUAAGAAAGUAUAGUCGGGCAUGGUCGACCAUAUGAUACUCAACACCAGUGAGUAUGUUUAAAAUGAGGAUUUUUAAAUAAUAAAGCAUUUAAUUUGGUUUUAGCUUAA
Lucilia sericata (common green bottle fly) is the source of this 1799-nucleotide messenger RNA. Its product is annotated as G-protein coupled receptor Mth2-like. Gene Ontology annotation, molecular function: G protein-coupled receptor activity. The record is from RefSeq and is a predicted model, not a curated record. The transcript is spliced from 7 exons. The coding region runs from base 82 to 1542 and encodes 486 amino acids. Lineage: Eukaryota; Metazoa; Arthropoda; Insecta; Diptera; Calliphoridae.